Melampsora larici-populina 98AG31 is the source of this 330-nucleotide messenger RNA. RefSeq lists its product as uncharacterized. Lineage: Eukaryota; Fungi; Basidiomycota; Pucciniomycetes; Pucciniales; Melampsoraceae. The record is from RefSeq and is a predicted model, not a curated record. Bases 1 to 330 code for a protein of 109 amino acids. The transcript is spliced from 3 exons.
AUGUUAGCCAGCAAGUUUUUAUCGUACACUUGCGCCCUUCUCAUUUCGAGCUACGUGGCCAGCGGUCACCCUAUGACUUUGCACAAGAAUGGUCUCCAAGCUAAUCGCGUGAAAGAAGCUCGCUCGCCUAAAUCUCUCAAUCUCCUCCUUUCAGACUCUGGUGAAGCAGCUCUUGGAACGCAGCAAAAGAAGCGUAGUCCAAAGAGAAAUGCUGCGAAGCAGGUCAAGCCGGCUGGCCCGGUUGACAACAAAAGGAAACGCGAUGAGAAAGUUGUUAAUAUUUCUGAGAAAUCGAUCUUGGACCCAAAGAUUGUUUUGUCGAUAGGCUAA